Pyrenophora tritici-repentis Pt-1C-BFP is the source of this 1580-nucleotide messenger RNA. RefSeq names its product sphingosine hydroxylase. The record is from RefSeq and is a predicted model, not a curated record. NCBI's taxonomy places the organism in Eukaryota, Fungi, Ascomycota, Dothideomycetes, Pleosporales, Pleosporaceae. Gene Ontology annotation, cellular component: endoplasmic reticulum membrane. Gene Ontology annotation, biological process: sphingolipid biosynthetic process. Gene Ontology annotation, molecular function: sphingolipid delta-4 desaturase activity; iron ion binding.
AUGGCGAGCGCCAACACAACAUCAUACGACCUCCCGCCGCUUCCUGAAUAUACCCUUAGGCCUCUGGAGCCGCUCACAUCGUGGGCUUCGGAUGCCUUCAUACAGGCGGCCCUACCUGUUUUUGGAUACUGGAUCGUAUCCCUCAUCUUCCAUGCCAUUGACACCUACGACCUGUUUCCGCAAUACCGACUCCACACGCCCGCCGAGGUCUUGAAGCGCAAUCAUGUCUCGCGAUACGAAGUCCUGCGCGAUGUCAUACUCCAGCAAAUCAUCCAAAUAAUAGCUUCCUUCAGCCUUUCGCUGUUCGACGAGGCACCAGCCAUUGGGAAAGCUGACUACGAUGUGGCAUGGUACGCCCAGCAGCUCCGUGUCGCACAGCGUGGAAUCCCAUACGUCCUGUCCGCCGUCGGCAUCGACCCAAUCGCGCUGGCGUCCAAGGUUGCCGCUUCGCAACCAAUGCUCUCUUGCGCCCUUGUCGGAGGCAAGUACCCCUCGCUGCUGCAGACAGCGACAAUUGCAGGAGAACAAAGUUUAGUCCCGGCUUUUGCUUCCUGGGAGUUGGCCGUCGCUAGCUUCGUGUACUGGUAUGCGAUUCCUGCCAUCCAAUUCAGCGCUGCUAUUGUCAUCAUGGAUGCGUGGGAGUACAUGCUGCACCGCGCCAUGCAUCUCAACAAGUGGCUAUACGUGACUUUCCAUUCGCGCCACCACCGUCUCUACGUCCCAUAUGCUUACGGCGCUCUGUACAACCACCCGCUCGAGGGUUUCGCCCUCGACACGCUGGGUGCUGGUCUGAGCUACCUGCUUACUGGUAUGACCAUGCGACAGUCCAUGUGGUUCUUCACGGGCUCCACCAUCAAGACAGUUCUUGAUCACGGCGGUUACGCAUUCCCCUACGACCCCAUCCACUGGAUUUUCCCCAACAAUGCCGCCUACCACGACAUCCACCACCAGAGCUGGGGUAUCAAGACCAACUUCUCGCAGCCAUACUUCGUCUAUCUCGACCGGAUCGGCGGAACGAUGUACAAGGGCGACGUGACCGCGAAAUACGAGCGUGCCCGUCUCACCGCACAGCACAAGCUUGAUCAAGACAAGGAGAGUGCAUCUACGGCAGUGUCUGCCACAAGUGUCACAACCUCUCCUCUGUCACAAGAUGAGGGCGCGCUACCGCAAGGCGCAUCAACACCUCGCAUUUCGCGCAAGAAGGCGAGCAGCAUUUCGGCGGGCACAAACUUCAAGGACCUGACAAAUAAGGUCAACCAGAACCUGCAUGGUAGGAGAGCAAAUGUUUUAGGGCUGGAAAGCUCACAUUGAUUGUUCAAUUAGUUCAUAUGUAAAAAGACAUCAUUCUGCCGCUAUAGGUAAUGUAUAGUUCUUUGGUGGAUAGGCCCCGAAUCAUUCUGGUCCGUUCGCAGUCUUGCCCUACUUUUCUGCAUCUUCUGGAGGCCCAUCUUCGCCCCAGUUUCGCGCCACUUAGAAAACGGCCUAUUUCCCUUCAGCAUUCGCUCAUGUACUGUACGAUUCCUGGGAUGGCGUUCUCUGGGCGGUUACAUUCAAUUAAUGAACUCGGAUUUCACUAUAGA